Messenger RNA from Hipposideros armiger (great roundleaf bat), 1125 nucleotides. It is a transcript of the gene CEND1, whose product is annotated as cell cycle exit and neuronal differentiation 1. Gene Ontology annotation, biological process: cerebellar Purkinje cell differentiation; radial glia guided migration of cerebellar granule cell; cerebellar granular layer maturation. Lineage: Eukaryota; Metazoa; Chordata; Mammalia; Chiroptera; Hipposideridae. The coding region runs from base 198 to 647 and encodes 149 amino acids. The transcript is spliced from 2 exons. The record is from RefSeq and is a predicted model, not a curated record.
GUGGGAAACUCCCAGUCCUCGCAGCCGCAGCCAGGAGCCGCCGCCCGCCUCCUGUGUGGUCCAAGGAAGAGCGCGCAGCGCGGAGGUGGGACAGCGGGAACAGCAGCGCCCAGGUAAUGCCCAGCGGUGAGCUGUCCUGAGCUGCUGUGGUCCAGCCACCUGCCUGUACGUAACACGCCCCACACAGCGCUGCAGCCAUGGAGUCCAGAGGGAAGUCGGCCAGCAGCCCCAAGCCCGACACCAAGGUGCCCCAGGCCGGUGCUGAGGUCAAAGGCCCCCCGGCUGCAGAUGGGAAAGCCCCCUCGGCCAAACCUGGGAAGAAGGAGGCCCAAGUGGAGAAGCAGGAGCCACCCGCAGCCCCCACCCCACCACCUGCCAAGAAGACUCCGGCCAAGGCAGACCCUGCUCUUCUCAACAACCACAGCAACCUGAAGCCAGCCCCUGCGGCCCCCAGCAGCCCCAAUGCAACCCCGGAGCCCAAGGGCCCUGGAGACGGGGCUGAGGAGGACGAGGCCCCCAGUGGAGGCCCAGGGGGCCGAGGUCCCUGCCCUUUCGAGAACUUGACGCCCCUGCUGGUGGCUGGGGGGGUGGCUAUGGCAGCCGCAGCCCUGAUUCUCGGUGUGGUCUUCCUGGCCCGGAAAAAAUGAUGGCUGGUACCCAGCUGGGGCCCAGCCAGCCCCUGUACAGACUUGGGAGUCUAGUGCAUGCCAAGCUCACACACAGCUAUCUAUCCACACAUACACAAGUAACAUAUAUAGACAUGCCCCACAUCCACACAGACAGAGAGAUGGCAGGCCCCUCCCAGCCUCCUGGGCAGAAGAGUUGCAGGCUCGGGUUCCUGAGCAACACAGGGCAGAGCUCCUACGUUGGGCAGAGGGCUCAGGGUGGAGGCAUCUGGGGGCAGUGGAAGGGGUGGGCCCUGAGUGUGGCCCACCUGAUCAUGGACACGCUCACUGUGCCAGCCUGUCCCAAGCAGCCCCAGUGGUUCUGAAGGCUUCCUGGCAGCAGCUUCCUGAUGAGCCUCCAGGGCAGGAGGGAGCCCCCAAGGCUGGCAGGGGCCCCGGAUGGGCUCUAACCUGGGCCCAGCCCCAUGUGGGGCCAUUAAAGGGUGUGGCUGUGUCACUC